AUGCAAUUAAACUCAUGUAAGGAUGAAUUUAAUGUCAUGAAUCAUGAUGAUUUUCAUGUGAACAAUAUGUUAAUCAGAUAUGACAAUGAUGGCAAACCUAUUGAUCAUAUUUUUAUAAACUUCCAACUGUGCGUUUACACAACACCGGUACUUGAUUUGAUAUAUUUUCUCAAUACAAGUCCUUCCUUGGAUAUCAUGGAAAACAAAAAAAAUAUUCUAUUAAACGAAUACUUUGACACCUUAUCAGUGACUAUGAAACAAUUGAAUUGCAAAACACAGCCGCUCACCAUGGAAGAACUAAAGGUUACCAUAAAGCGAAAAGCUAGCUAUGAAAUGAUAGUAUUCUUCGUCAUUUUACCAUUUUUGCUAUGCUCUAAGGCUGAGGCGAAAGAUUUGGAUGAGUUAAGUUCUGAUGGAAAUCCAGGUGUCAAAAGCGAGAAUUUUAGAAAGUUAAUGAUAAAAAGACUACCACUGUAUGACGAAUGGGGUUUAUUGGAUCUUCUAACGUAUACUUUAUGCUGGCUACUUUUAAACGGGUAA
Messenger RNA from Trachymyrmex cornetzi, 540 nucleotides. RefSeq lists its product as uncharacterized. The coding region runs from base 1 to 540 and encodes 179 amino acids. NCBI's taxonomy places the organism in Eukaryota, Metazoa, Arthropoda, Insecta, Hymenoptera, Formicidae. The transcript is spliced from 2 exons. The record is from RefSeq and is a predicted model, not a curated record.